This is a messenger RNA of Bicyclus anynana (squinting bush brown), 2165 nucleotides long. RefSeq names its product TRAF3-interacting protein 1 (gene IFT54). The transcript is spliced from 6 exons. NCBI's taxonomy places the organism in Eukaryota, Metazoa, Arthropoda, Insecta, Lepidoptera, Nymphalidae. Gene Ontology annotation, cellular component: centrosome; ciliary basal body; intraciliary transport particle B. Bases 233 to 2035 code for a protein of 600 amino acids. Gene Ontology annotation, molecular function: microtubule binding. Gene Ontology annotation, biological process: cilium assembly; intraciliary transport; regulation of microtubule cytoskeleton organization. The record is from RefSeq and is a predicted model, not a curated record.
AGAAAAGUAACGUCUAGAAGGUUGUUCCACAAUGGUAACUUCGUCCAACGAUUUUUACGUGAAUUUGACUCCGUCGCUAUAGUAACCAAUGAAAUUUUAUAAACGUAAACAAAUACUUAAUUCUAUUCUGUAAAUAGUAGUUACCAGUCAUCAUAUAUUAAUUUACUCUUUGCCAGUCAUAAUAUUUUUAUGGUUAGUCUACAAAAGUAUCUUUUACUGAUUAUAAUGUACAAUGGAAAAGGAGAUGAACCCCGAGAUAGUAAAAGCUACUCAAAUAUCACUCGGGAAAUACGUGAAACGUCCUCCACUUACUGAUAAGUUGUUAAAAAAACCACCAUUUAGAUUUCUUCAUGAUAUCAUAACUUCGGUAUUGAAAUCGACAGGGUUUUUCAGUGGUUUAUUUGAUGAGGAAGAGUUGAUUUCUGACAAUGUUAAAGAUAGGGAAAGUAAAAUAUUGUUUCUCAAUAAAAUAAUAACCGUCAUAGGUACUACAACGGGAAAAUCUUUGUCUGUUAAACCAUCAAAAAUAAUAGCUGGUCAAGAGCCAGAAAGAACAAAUGAACUUUUGCAAUGCCUUGCUCUUGCUUUAGAUAAUAAUUUAUCUUCAGACGAGGCUGUAAAGUCAUAUAAAGAAACUGUAAAGUUGAAUUCAUCAAGUAACAAAAAAACCAGGGAUGCUGUCAGCCCUGUAAAAAAAAGUUCCGAAUCGAGAAAAAUAAACUCUAAAAGUAGUGAUAAAUCGAUAAAAAACGUUAAGAGUGAUAAUAAUGGUACUAAAUCUAAGAAUAAAGAAAUCAACAACAUUAAAAAAGAAACAAAUUCAAAAAAAUCAUCGCUUCCACCAAAAGCCACUAAAAAAGUUAUAGAAAAAGUAAAACAAGCGAAUACUAUAAAAACUUCAGACGACGAAAUUAUAAGAGAUAGUGACAAUUUUGAAAUAAAAGUUGAUCAAAAUUCUAGCCUCGAUGUGCUUGAUGAUCUGGAUGAUGCAGAUGUAACAAAAGAAGUUAAUGCUGAACCCGAUGUAAAUGUUAAUAAUGAAUAUUUACCAUCACAAGAAUCAUCAAAAGAUGAGGAUAAACAUGAAGGGACAUCUAAAACUGAAAACAUUAUAGCUGAAGAUAAUUUGACAAAUCAUGAAUAUUCAACAUUUGGUACAGAACACGUGGAAAAUAAAUAUGAAAAUAAAGAAGAAACUAUAAAAUCAAACAAUGAACUUGAACAAUCCAUACCUCAUCAAAAAACUGAAGUUGAAAUAAUCCAGAAAAGUAAUGAAAAUAACAGUACAACCGAUCACAAUAUUGUACAAACGCAUGACAAAAAAGUCACUGACACUUCUAACAUCAAGACAUCAGACAUCAAGAGACCGUCAAGCGUUAGACCAUCUUCUUCAAGACCAGGUGCACCAAGGAUUCGCGAAAAGCAUGAUAAUAUUAUUACAAGUGUUGAAAAUCUUGUGGGAUGUAAAGUAAAUAUUAUAGCAGAAAAAACAGUCAAUGAAGAGGAAGAUGAACCUACCAUCGUAAUAAUGGAUAAUACAGAUAACAUCACAAGUAUGCAAGAGGAAAAUGCCCAUUUACAGACAUCAUCUGAUCAGCAUGGUCAUUUGGUUCAACAAAUUUUGAACGCACAAAAAGAAUUUACCCAAGCUGCAGGAAUUACAGAAAUUGAGUGGCAAUUUGGAGCUCAAAAAGCAAGAGAUGUAAUGCAUCAAGAAUUUGAACAAAUAAGGUUUAAUGUGCAAGCUCUUUCGAGAGUAGCUAAUCCCCUCGGCAAAUUAUUAGAUCACAUUCAAGAAGACGUUGAAGUAAUGCGCCAAGAACUGCAACAAUGGAAGAUGUCAUAUGAACAUGCUUCAAAAGAACUACAAAAACAAAAAGCUGCAACUGAAGAAUAUUUAUUACCCCUUUAUGCACGGAAAAAGCAAUUAGAUGUGGAAAUAGCAGAGAAACAGGAUAAAAUAAACGAUCUAAAAAUUAUAAUACAUAAAAACGUCUCUAGGAUUGAUAAACUAUUAUCGAGUGCGAAUAUUUAAUAACCUAUUGUUUAUUAGACAUAAAUUAUAUAAUGUACUUAGUAAUAAAUAAUAUAACUACUUAGAUAUUAAGUACCAUAAUUAUAAUUGUUAAAGUUUGCACAUUUCAAUCAGUAAAAUAUAAUAAAAC